Molecule: messenger RNA, 2942 nt
Organism: Stegostoma tigrinum
Lineage: Eukaryota; Metazoa; Chordata; Chondrichthyes; Orectolobiformes; Stegostomatidae
Gene: zic5
Product: zic family member 5 (odd-paired homolog, Drosophila)
Exons: 2
Coding region: 61-1509 (482 amino acids)
Biological process (GO): central nervous system development; regulation of transcription by RNA polymerase II
Cellular component (GO): nucleus
Molecular function (GO): RNA polymerase II cis-regulatory region sequence-specific DNA binding; DNA-binding transcription factor activity, RNA polymerase II-specific
Source: RefSeq, a predicted model, not a curated record
GUGAGAGAGAGAACAAACGGUACCACCAACCACUGUGCGGAUGGGCAGGCUUGUGUAGUUAUGGAAGCGGCGCUAAGCAAGCGGAAUCCAGCUUUGAGAUUAGCGGAUUUGGCAGCUAACAAAUACCAUCCCCAUCAGAAUAUGUCAGGUUUCCCGGGGCUGGCGAGUCACACACACGUCCACCCUGGGGAGAUGAGCAACGAUCCUAGUGUGGCUCUCACCUCUUUCGGGCCUGAACACGUGGCUCAGGCCAGCAGUGCUCUCAAACUCAGCCCAUCUCAGCACAUGGUCGGACACCCUGAGACGCAGGCAGCGGCGAUUUUCGGCUCCGCGCAGAACUCGGUCAGUUACUCAGCGGGCCAUGCCCACACGGGCUACGGCAGCGGGAGGGAUUACAUGCUCAGAAGAGAUCUCUCAGCGUCCGCCAUGCAUGGGCUGACUGAGCAGCACCCGGCGUCUUCCUCUCACCACCAUCACCAUCACCACCACGGAAUGUUCCUGUCAACCCCAGGGAGUUACGGACACCCGGAGGUCUUCCCCGGGCUCCACGAGCAGUCUGGUCCGGGCUCCCACCACACUUUAAACGGACAGAUGCGCCUGGGUUUGCCGGGGGACCUGUACAGACCACAACAUUUUAACCACCGAGCCGAGCACUACCCGGCCUCUUCCCUGCACAGUUAUAACUCCAUGAACUUAAACGUUAACCUGGCGGCGGCUCAUCACGGUGCUGGGGCAUUCCUGAGAUAUAUGAGGCAGCCUAUCAAGCAGGAACUCAUCUGCAAGUGGAUCGACCAAGAAGACUCUUCAAAGAAAUCCUGCUCGAAAACUUUCAGCACCAUGCAUGAGCUGGUGAACCAUGUCACGGUGGAGCAUGUCGGAGGACCCGAGCAGAGUGUUCAUGUUUGUUUCUGGGAGGAUUGCCCGAGAGAAGGGAAACCAUUCAAGGCAAAAUACAAACUGGUAAAUCACAUCAGAGUUCACACAGGCGAGAAACCAUUCCCGUGCCCAUUCCCGGCUUGUGGUAAGGUAUUCGCUCGCUCGGAAAACUUGAAGAUACAUAAAAGGACUCACACAGGAGAAAAGCCUUUUAAAUGCGAGUUCGAUGGCUGUGACAGGAAAUUUGCCAAUAGCAGUGACAGGAAGAAACACUCUCAUGUCCAUACCAGUGACAAGCCGUACAACUGUAAAGUUAGAGGCUGCGACAAGUCGUACACUCAUCCCAGUUCCCUUCGCAAACACAUGAAGGUGCACUGCAAGUCUCCGCCACCUCCCCUCACUUCUGGUUACGAGCUCUCCAACACAUCCUUGGGGAUAGUGUCUCCAGCCUCAGAGCCCGUCAGGGGCCGCAAUGCCAGCGUCUCUUCGCAAGUCACUAACCUCAACGAGUGGUACGUCUGCCAGGGGAGCGGGGCAGCCAACAGCCUCCACACAUCUUCAAGCAACGGCACCUCAUCUGACACUGAGGAUGAGGAGGUUUACAGGGACCCAGAUCCCAGGACUAUGCUCUGACAGAUGAGUGUUGCAGGAACGUGCAUAUGGAUGGGCACCUUGAAAAGCGUCAAUCGAGGGUCUGUGACAAUGGCGGCCAUCCAAAUAAUACCAACUAAGGUGUCCUGUGGCCACUUUAAACCAAGUGGGUUCAAUACGCAUAGGAAAACAACUUAAGGGCUACUGACCUGAUCUCAUGCAGCUUUGUGGCCUAUACGUUCAUUUUCUGUGUCAACCAAGAUUGUACUGGGACCAUUGAAGCUGAUGAAACUCACAACUUGAUUUAUUUUUUAAGAGUCGUAAUUACUGAUGAUCAAACGUGACUUAAAGAAAUAAAGCCCAUCAUUCGACCUAUUGCAGUUGAGCAAUAGCGUUUUCUCCCGACCAGAAAACACUGGUCUUUAUUUUUAGUUUGAACAGUCAGACAACACAUUCCCCUCGAGAGCAGGGAGUGUUCCUUUGAGGUCCCGGUUACAGGGUUGCAAGUCGACGGUUUGAACGAAGGGCUACCCCACACUUCAGACACGAUGAUGGGCAAUAUGAUUCAAGCUUGGCUGUGGGUGGGAGGGUUGCGGAAGUCGCCUUAUUUCUGUGAAAUGACCCAGUGCUAGUGGUUCGAUAAUAAAACACACACAAAAGGUACAUACCGUUCCAAAAGAAAAGUUGAAUUAGGACUUUCCUAUUUGACCCCAUGAUAUCAAUACCGAUAAUUUACCAGCCUUUAUUGGGAUAUUGGAACACCAGCCUCUCCUGUGAUUUCCUAUCAUGGCACAGGCAAAAAUAUUCAUAUUUUACUCAUAAUUAUUCAGGCCUUCGUACAAACAAACUAAAGAGCACUAAUAUGUCCUUAGAGGCCAGAAGACGCAGAAAUGACAGUCCUGUCCCUGUAGGAUUUGUACAUAAUUGUUGUGAGCUACGAGUCGUUGAUAUCAUCGUUAGCUACCUUAAGAUCCUCGUCCAUAAAUGUUCUUUUAUUUGUAAAGUAUAAUUUAUUUGCUGAUGUGUAAUAUCUUUCUGUAAUAGUACAGAUACACCAAAGAAUUAUAUUAUUAUGUUUGGUGCAGUUUCGUGGUGUUGAUAAAUCUGUGGUCUGUCAGAACAUUUAUUUUCUGCUUACUUGAAUGAAAUGUGAAUGUGAAAUGUGAAGAUGAAGAUAUGUGAUUGUUUAUUCCUUCAAGGUGCUGCAGUUAAUCGUUGUAACUACAGUGUUGGUAUAUUAUCAUUACCAUGCAUGUGCAGUUGUUUUGUAUUCCAUUUCCAUUAACAAACACCGCCCAGAAUCCCUGAUUGGAAUCUACAAAUCUACACCCAAAAUGCAGUUGCGAGAUGACAUUUUCUUCAAAAUAAUGAAUGGUCCACGUGUAUUUCCAUUAGAAACGUGUUUCAGUGACGGAGGUUUAGCCGUGUGACAAUGUAUUUUCAAAUUGUGAAUAAACAAAUAUUGUUUUUUUUUC